Drosophila serrata is the source of this 3522-nucleotide messenger RNA. RefSeq names its product protein phosphatase 1 catalytic subunit flapwing (gene flw). Gene Ontology annotation, molecular function: protein serine/threonine phosphatase activity. The record is from RefSeq and is a predicted model, not a curated record. NCBI's taxonomy places the organism in Eukaryota, Metazoa, Arthropoda, Insecta, Diptera, Drosophilidae. Gene Ontology annotation, cellular component: nucleus; cytoplasm.
CUGUGAUCAUCUUUUAAAUUUAAAACUCAUAAUCUCCUCCAUUUGGUUUCAUCGAUAACAUACAAACGAUAAAUAUACUUGCAAUUUAUCGGUAUUAAAAAUGAAACUGCGAUAAGUAGUAUAUUUCCCACAUGUCCAUCGCUUUUUCCAUCAACGUGUCCCGGUCACACUAAAAGUUUAUUUCGCCUAAAACCUGAAAGUCGCGGCGUGCGGACAAUUUUUUUCUGUUUUGCCAAUGCAACACCAGUGAAGAGCCACAACAAGCACUAUUUCGAUAAGCGCCGGCCCAGCGGAUAAAAAAAGUGAAAUUGCCUUUUGCGGCAAAGUUGGCCAAAAGUAAAAAAUCAAGAAAAGCAAAAAGAGCCGAAAACAACAACAAAUUAAGUAGACACGGCAACGGCUUACAGGCGUCGCUGUGUUUGUGUGCGUCCGCGGUUGUUUGCCAGUGUGCGUGCGUGUGUAGUUGUUGCGCCAAAAAGUUCCAAUCGGAAUUCUGGCCAGCAAAAGAGGAACAGCUGCUGGCCGCAACGACGACAUCGACAACAAAAACAACAACAGCGGCACAAGAAGCCCAAGAGCGAAAAGCAACAGCAACAGCAACCAGUGACAACAACAAAACGCGGCCAAGAACUUUUAUAGCUGCCGAAAAAUGGGCGACUUCGAUCUGAACGUGGACAGUUUGAUACAGCGGCUGCUGGAAAACUUCAAAAAACAAAAAGAGGCCGAAGAGCACGCCCAGAAGCUGCUCAUCGCUCAACAAUUGGCCGCUGCCGGCGGAGCGGCCGCUGCUGUGGCCGCCGCAUCAGCUGCUGCUGCCGCGGCCGCCGUAACCGCAACAUCGCCCACCACCUCCGGCAGUUGCUCGGUGGCAGCGGCAGCGGCGGCGGCCAUGUCCGGCUCUGGCUCUGGGUCUGGAUCGGGUGGUUAUGGGUACGAUCCUCUGGAUGAGCUCACCGAACAGCAGCGACGUCUGUUGCAACAGUACUCGAUAUCGCCGCCCAGUGAGACAAUGAUAUCGGCCGACGGCGACCAGAUAACGGUCCAUCAUCCGCGCGAGGAGCCCAAGAAAUCGCGAUUGAAAUUGCGUGACUUUUUCGUCGCCGAGUUUGUGCGCAGCUGCCGUACGGGCAAACAGGUGCAGAUGACCGAGGCUGAGGUGCGCGGUCUGUGCCUCAAGUCACGCGAGAUCUUCUUGCAACAACCGAUCCUGCUGGAACUGGAGGCACCGCUAAUCAUCUGCGGCGACAUCCAUGGCCAGUACACAGACCUGUUGCGGCUGUUCGAAUAUGGCGGCUUCCCGCCGGCCGCCAACUAUUUGUUCCUCGGUGACUAUGUUGACCGGGGCAAGCAGUCGCUGGAGACCAUCUGCCUGCUUUUGGCCUACAAGAUCAAGUAUCCGGAGAACUUUUUCUUGUUGCGCGGCAACCAUGAAUGCGCCAGUAUUAAUAGGAUUUACGGCUUCUACGACGAGUGCAAGCGUCGCUAUAACGUAAAGCUGUGGAAGACCUUCACAGAUUGCUUCAACUGUCUGCCAGUGGCUGCGAUCAUUGACGAGAAGAUCUUCUGCUGCCACGGCGGCCUCAGUCCCGAUCUGCAGGGAAUGGAGCAGAUUCGCCGCCUGAUGCGGCCCACAGAUGUGCCCGAUACUGGCUUGCUGUGUGACCUACUGUGGAGUGAUCCGGAUAAGGAUGUCCAGGGCUGGGGCGAGAACGAUCGCGGUGUAAGCUUCACAUUCGGUGUGGAUGUGGUUUCCAAGUUCUUGAACCGUCACGAGCUGGACUUGAUCUGCCGUGCACAUCAGGUUGUGGAGGAUGGCUAUGAGUUCUUUGCACGUCGCCAGCUGGUCACAUUGUUCUCGGCGCCCAAUUACUGCGGAGAGUUCGACAAUGCCGGCGGCAUGAUGACCGUGGACGACACGCUCAUGUGCUCAUUCCAGAUCCUUAAACCAUCCGAGAAGAAGGCCAAGUAUCUGUAUAGUGGAAUGAAUUCGUCGCGGCCCACGACUCCGCAGCGAAGCGCCCCAAUGCUGGCGACCAACAAGAAGAAAUAAUAUAUCCAUCCGCUUCCAUUUCCUUAAAGGUUCAACAAACAAAACAAAAACAAAAACAAAAAAAAAAAGAAAACAAACAACAAAAAAAGAAAACAGAAAUAAACUUUUAUAUAGGUACACACAUAUAAAUAUAUAUAUAUGGAAACAUAUAUAGAAGGAGCGACAGUAGAGAGAGAUAGAUCGAGGGCAAAGCAAAAUUCAAUGUGUGUUAAGCAGGCAAAAUUCAUAUUAACAUUUAUGUGUAUACAUAUUACCUAUGGACAGGCAUCUCCACAGUUUCGGAUGUAGUAUCUGUAUCUAAUUUAAUAAACUUGCCUGUAGUCGUGGAUGGCUCCCCUGUUACCACUUUUCACUAUCAGCUCUCCCAUCGCAUCGCAUCGCAUAGCCCAGGCGCCCCCAAAGUUGCAGAUAAAUAAAUCAAUUAAAAGUACAGCGAUGUUAAGCAAUGAAUUUAUAUAUAUAGGCAUAUUAAUGUAAACUAUAUACGAUAUACUUAUAUAUAUAUAUAUAUAUAAAUAACUACCAGAGGGAAACGAAAGCAAACCCCAAAGGAAAUACAAACAAAAAAAAGAAAGAUAGAAAGAAAAAGUUAAGUAAAGGAGAAGCUGAAGCGGCAUCGACUAGCGCCGAGCUUAAAAGAUUCGCAACAGAGUUUAUCGGUUUUUUUGUUCUACUCUUAUCGACUAAAUGCGCAUUACAAAUUUGUCCAACAAAAAUGUUAAGAAAUCGAUAAACGAUGAUCGAAAGCAACCUAUGUCUUAGGCUUAAAAAACGGUUCAACUCUGUGUGUGUGUGUAUUUUAUUUAUUAUUUAUCUAGAAAUCUAAAUAUAUGUAUGUUCUUUUUGUCGAUUGUUUAAUUAAUUUAUUGCCUAUCUUAAUAGUAAUAUAAAGCGAAACCAAUUAAUCCGUAACACAUAAUUCUAUAUAUAUAAAUAUAAUUUUUUUUGUCGUUGUACUAAGUUUAAGUGGCGAAAACUGUUAACUGGUUAAAAGGGCAUUUAACAAUUGAGGCUUACUUUUCAAUGCCUGAACUUUUACCUAUUUACCUAUUGUUAGCAAAAGGCUAAAACCCUAUUCUACCUAUCCAACUUAACUAUAACUUGCCUCACACACAAAACCAGAACGAAAAGAAACAUACAAAAAAAAAAAACAAACAAACAAGAAGAGAAAAAACAAAAUGAACUAAAUUUAACGAAUUUUUGAAAACAUUACUUCGAGUACUUGAAACACCAAUUUUUUGUGCAUCUUUAAUUUAUAUACAUAUAAUUAAAAAACGCAAUUCGUUAGUAGAGAAUGUAGAGGGAAGCCAGAUGAGCGGAGAGGCGAGUACAUAUAUAUUUCAAAUAUAUAGGUAUAUAUAUACGGAAGGAUAGAAAGAAUAAACUAAUUUUUUCAUCGUCGUAACUUAUUAGAUUGUAGUGCCUUUUUUGCCUCCAAAAAAAAAAAAAAACAAAACAAAAACAAACAAAAA